UCCAUCGAUUCCCCUUGAUCAUCACCGCCUCGCGCGUCUCGCCACCACCACCAUGUCCUCGUCCGGUCGCGACGGAGAAAGAGUCACUCCUCGCUCCCCCACCUCCCCCUCCACCGGCUCGCAGCACCUCUCCGUCGCCUUCUCCCCUCAAGAGCGAUUACCCCUCGAACGCCUCGAGUCGGUCGUAGUCGCGGGACCCUCGAGCCUUCCUUCCCCACCUCAGCGUGCAGAGGAGGAGGGUUUGACGUCCACUACCGCCUCGCAUCGGCCACAUCGCCGGGACACGCCGCAUUCCCGCCGGCCAAGCCGCAGAUCAACGCGAGGGUCUGACGGCGAGUUUGCGCGCCCCUCUCGCUCCUCGACGGCGCGAUCGCGAACGGGUCUCGUAGAUGAGCAGGCAGUAGAGGAUGGCGAGGAGGAGUCGCUUCGCUCGCAUUCGCACGCUCACGGUCUGGCCCGGCUGAAGCCUACGCGCCUCAUUGAUCUGCACGAGCUACGCCCCGACAUCAAGAAGUUGUCUAUCUUGCCUACGGUGCAUUUCCCUGGGCAGGGGAGUGGGAGGGAGAGCGAAUUUCUGCAGGAGGAACCGAUUUGGGCUAGGAGGCCGUGGAAGUGGCUCUACAUGGUCUACUUUGGGCUUUCAGUCGGUCUGAUCUUUCUGCCUUACUUUGCCAUCGCUUCGAUCCUGCCGAGAUGGAGGGCAAGACCAUCGUGGACCUGGAAGCGCUCCACCCUCGUCCGCCUCUAUCGUCACGGAACGCGCCUGACCUUUCGCACACACACCAACCUCAGCCGCGAUCUCUCCAAAGCCGUCCCGCACUCCUCGACGCUGCGCUGCAAGUUCGUCUGGAUCUCCCCGCCGCCAGAGGCCGAAGUACGCGGCGAGCUCAAACGCGCAGCAGAGCAGCAGGGCAUCUCAAGCGUGCGAACCUGCGGAUUCUGGUACGGCGAGCCUUUACCCGGUGAAAGCUGCGUGCCCGGCGGGCCAGCUGAGGGUCUUUCCCAAGCUUCCCCGCCGGGUCGAACGACGGUGGGUGUAGGCCGCGCUGCAGGGGUGGAUGAGAAGGUCGUAUACCACCUGCACGGCGGGGCGUACUGGAUUGGGACGGCGCACGAAAAGGACGUGACUGCUGCGGUGAAUACCGAGGUGCUGCGUUACCUCGACGAGCUCUAUCGGAGCGGUGAGGCGAGAUCGAAGCCGGAGAAUCGAUGCACGCGCUCCCUCUCCCUCGACUACAGGCUAUCAGUUCCACAUCGCCCGCGGCUAGGCUCGUACCCAGCUGCCCUCCUCGACGCCCUCGCUGGCUACCUCGACCUGGUGCGCACCUGUGGCUUCAAGCCGAGGAACAUAGUCGUCGCAGGCGACUCGGCGGGGGGCAAUCUCGCGCUAGCCCUGUGUCGCUACCUACGCGACGAGCGAGUCGAAGAGGUUCCCGGUGCCUGCCUACUCCUCUCCCCUUGGGCGGACAUCUCUCGCUCUCAUGCCGGCCCUCUACAUCGCCCAAAUCCAUUCAGUAGCGCCGCUAUGAACCGCAAAGUGGACAUCAUCUCCAACUCGACCGCCUUCCGCAACACGGCCGUCCAAGCAUUCCUCGGCGCCCUCCCCGCGCGCGAAGCGUAUCGCAAUCCGUACCUCUCCUCUUGCUCACUCCAGCUCCCUCCUUCGCAAGGCGGAGAUGGGCCGGACUGGGGGUUUAGGGGCUUUCCCGGGCAGACGUACAUUGUUAGCGGGUCGGGAGAGAUCAGCUACGAUCAGCACCUGACACUCGCGCAUCGCAUGGCUGCGGGCACGAGGAGGAGGGUACCGCGCUACGUUGGGGAUGCGUUGAGUAGGGGGAGUGAUCCGUACGAGUUGGCGGCGCGGUUGAGCUAUCCGAGGCCGAUGGAGCAUGAGAUUUCGUUGUGGCCGAGCGCGGAGCGCGAUGCGGGUGAGCCGGGCGCGGAGCCGGGCGCGGAGCCGGGCGCGGAGCAGGAAGAGGGAAGGGCGAGGGAAGGCGAGGAGCAGAGGAAGAAGGCAGAAGUCGCCCUACCGCAGCGCGACGAGUCCGGGCACAUCAAUACGGUCGUGGCCCUUCCUGAUCCCGCGGAGGAGGGGGAAAGAGAUGUGGCUGCACAGCCGGGAGAGGCGCCUACGACGCCGGGGGCCAAGCAUGGCUCGUCUGCGCCGGUCGAGGCGGGCAAGGAGGAGCGCGAGGAGCGCGAGGAGCGAGAGGAGGGAGCUAAUCAGCAGCCACACACGGCGCCCGCCGUAUCCAAGGUCCCGACAAUGACGGCCCUCUCCGUCCCCAUGCCCACGCCCAACGGCAAGCCCAAGGCAGGUUCUUCCCUCCUCCGCCCACCCAUGGUGCCCCUUUCGAGCGGGGGCGCCUUCAUGCGGAUGCAGAGUCGCUCCAACCUGCCCACACCCGGGUCCAUCGGUGCGUUCCGUUUUGCAGGGGACGGAGAUCACGAUGCCGACGCCGAUCACGAGCGCGAAGGCGAUGACGAUGCGGGCGCGGGGACUGACGACUACUUUGGGGCAGCGGCAGGAGCGGGCGGAGCGCCGCAGAAGCGUACGGUGUACCUCGACGAGGUGAGGGAUGGGGUGCACGAUUUGCUGCUUUUCCCCUGGCAUGAGCCGGAGAGGGGGGAAUGCUGGCGCCGCAUUGUCAGGUGGAUCGAUGCGGGCGGUGAGGGGCAGGGCGACGCAGCCGCGACGCCUGCCGUGUAGGGUGGGAGGGAGGUGUAGACACGACACGAUAUCGCGCAAGAGCUAAUUGUAUCACGCAGCAUUACAUUGUGGC
This is a messenger RNA of Jaminaea rosea, 2783 nucleotides long. Its product is annotated as alpha/beta-hydrolase. Gene Ontology annotation, molecular function: hydrolase activity. The record is from RefSeq and is a predicted model, not a curated record. The transcript is spliced from 3 exons. Bases 53 to 2710 code for a protein of 885 amino acids. NCBI's taxonomy places the organism in Eukaryota, Fungi, Basidiomycota, Exobasidiomycetes, Microstromatales.